CUGUUUCCACUCUCGCGAGGCUUUCAUACCGGAAGCGAUGACGGCGAAGGUCAAGAAUUAAACAUGGCGCUCCGCGGUGCAUUGAGGUCUGUGUACACCUCGUUUGCGGGGUUAAAAUUAGGAAGUGCAGCCUCUCAAGUGGGAGUUUUCCAGACGGUAAAUGUCCCUCGGCUGUCGGCCAUCACCGUCCCGAGCAGAGGGAUCCGCCAGGUGGUAGAGAAGCAGGAGGGUAAAACAACGAUGAUCGAAGGACAGAUCGUGGAUGUUCCAGUGGGACCACAGCCUCCAAACCCCACAGCCAAAUGUCCUAUCUACAGAUGGAACCUACAGCACAAAUACAACUACACUGACGUAUUGUUGCUCAGUCAGUUCAUCAGGUCAGAUGGAGGGAUGUUGCCCAGGAGAAUCACUGGUCUCUGUCCACAGGAACAUCGCAAGAUUACCAUUUGUGUGCAGAUGGCUCACAGAGCAGGUCUACUACCUGACCACAAACCCAAACUUCCUGAAGGCCAUGUUCCAAAGAGGCCCAAGCCACAACUUAACAGAUAUUUGACUCGUUGGUCCAUUAACUCUGUGAAACCCAUCUAUAAAAAAGGACUGAAGUGGUGUAAGAAGCGAAUGCUUGUUGGCCACCCAGCACUCAAGGACAAUGUGCAUUAUGGUGUCAAGCCUCUUUACAUGAAACACUGAAGGACAAAAAGCCUGACGAAUCAGCACAGCAGCUGUCGGAAGAGUAGGUGGGCCAAUUACGCAUGGAUGCUGCGGAUUUUCACGUCUGACUUUUGCGAUAGUGCCCUGGGAAAAGGCCUAAACGCGUCAUCCAUCUGUUAAUCUACCUUUUGUUUAUAAAACUGUGUCACACUUCUCAGACCCAUCAGACUCAUCCAUUUCUCUCUGUGGGUUUUCAAAAAGCCUUGAAGUGAACUCACUCACUGACAACUUAAUGUGAACAACAACUGGGUCAGUGUUACACUUUCAAAGUAGGUGGUAUGUUGACUGUGUAAACUCAAGGAAACACAGAUGUGCAAAUAAAAUGUCUGUUUAUUCUA
Paralichthys olivaceus (Japanese flounder) is the source of this 1049-nucleotide messenger RNA. It is a transcript of the gene mrps18a, whose product is annotated as mitochondrial ribosomal protein S18A. Gene Ontology annotation, molecular function: structural constituent of ribosome; small ribosomal subunit rRNA binding. Gene Ontology annotation, biological process: mitochondrial translation. Gene Ontology annotation, cellular component: ribosome; mitochondrial small ribosomal subunit. Lineage: Eukaryota; Metazoa; Chordata; Actinopteri; Pleuronectiformes; Paralichthyidae. The record is from RefSeq and is a predicted model, not a curated record.